GGCAAAGGUCAGAGAGAGAGGCGAAAGUCGAUUCAAACACGUAUGUGCCUCCGUGAUAUAAGGACUGAGUCGAUCACCCUCCCUUCACUCGAUCCUCAAGCUUCAUGGGGUUCUCAGCGGGUUUUGUCUCUGUCUCUAUAUCUGUUGUAGCGGCAGUUGGGUUUCUGCUGCUCGCUGCUGUUGCCUUGCUCGCCAGCAAGAAGAGGCGACAAGAUCCUCCGGUGGUAGGCACCAUCUUCCACCAAUUUCUCAACUUCCAAAGGCUGCACGACUACCACACGGAGCUGGCUCGCCGUCACAAGAACUACCGUUUGCUCUCGCCCUUCGGCCGGCAGCUCUACACCUCCGACCCUGCCGUCGUCGAGUACAUACUUAAGACCAACUUCAGCAAUUACGGCAAGGGAUCAUAUAAUUAUGAAAACACACUUGAGCUGCUUGGAGAUGGCAUCUUUGCAGUAGAUGGUGAUAAGUGGCGCCACCAACGAAAGCUUGCAAGCUUCAAUUUCUCCACCAAAGCCUUGAGAGAUUUUAGUGGUGCUAUUUUCAAAAAUAGUGCAUCCAAGCUCGCAGAUACUAUCUCUUCCCUCACCAACUCUAACCAAAUGUUCGAUAUACAAGAUCUCUUAAUGAAAUCCACCAUGGAUUCCACAUUCAAAAUCGCGUUCGGGUUCGAGUUGAAUUGCUUGGAUGGUUCGAGUCGCAACGGAAGUGAGUUCGCCAAGGCAUUUGAUGCGUCAAACGAGUGGAUCCUGCUAAGGUUUGUAAAUGCCUUUUGGAAGAUCAUGAGGUUUCUGAAUGUUGGAUCUGAAGCAGCUCUCAAGAAACAUAUAAAAGUGGUCGAUGAAUUUGUAUACAACGUGAUGGACAUUAGGCUCAAACAAAUCACAAACCAAGGAAAUAUUGAGACACGUACACAGGACAAGAAAGACGAUAUUCUUUCAAAAUUCUUAGAGGAGAGCAAGAACAAUCCAGAUAAGAUCGAUAUGCGAUAUCUGAGGGAUAUAAUUCUGAACUUUGUCAUUGCUGGAAAAGAUACUACAGCAGGCACACUCGCAUGGUUCUUCUUCUUGAUCAGCAAGAACCCCUCCGUGCAGGAGAAGAUAUAUCAAGAAGUAAAGCGAGUAAUCGAACCAAAUGAAUGCGUAGACUUUGCAGAGUUUUCGCGAAACAUAAGAGAUGAGUCCCUCAACAAUCUCCACUAUCUCCAUGCUACCCUCACCGAGACACUGAGGUUCUUCCCUGCAGUUCCUUUAGACAACAAGGUUUGCUUUUCAGAUGACGUUCUGCCAGGAGGCUACAAUGUGAGCAAAGGCGACAUUGUGUUCUACCAGCCAUACGCAAUGGGUAGAAUGGAAUAUUUGUGGGGCGAGGAUGCCGGGAUUUUCCGACCGGAAAGAUGGCUGGAUGAUGAAGGGGUCUUCCAGUCUGAAAGUCCCUACAAGUUUGUAGCUUUUCAAGCUGGUCCAAGAAUCUGCUUGGGUAAAGAAUUUGCCUACAGACUAAUGAAGAUAUAUGCAGCAGUUCUUGUAUACUUCUUCCAGUUCAAGCUUCGUGAUGAGCAGAAGGAUGUCCAUUAUAAGACCAUGACAACGCUUCAAAUUGACAAAGGGCUCUUCCUUGAAGUGCUCUCUAGAUAAAGAACUGUUGGAAAAAGAAUUAUUGAAGAAGAAAUAAAAAAAAAUUAUGGGAGAAAAUAAUGUGGAAGAGGAGGAAAAUUUCUAUGUGGAAUAGAAGGAUAAUAAAAUAAAAACUCAACUUGUUUCAUUCAUAGAAAAAGAAUACAUAUUUAUAGACGUAUUAAAUAAGUACUAAUCUUAAAUA
Molecule: messenger RNA, 1821 nt
Organism: Zingiber officinale
Lineage: Eukaryota; Viridiplantae; Streptophyta; Magnoliopsida; Zingiberales; Zingiberaceae
Product: cytochrome P450 704C1-like
Exons: 6
Coding region: 105-1637 (510 amino acids)
Molecular function (GO): heme binding; monooxygenase activity; iron ion binding
Source: RefSeq, a predicted model, not a curated record